AGUACAACUAAAAUAGCGACAAUUUGCUGAAAAUCUCUAUCUAUUUCAAUUUACAAAUGGAAUAUUUAUUGCUUGUAUUAAGCGGUCUCAGCGGGAAAUUGGAAAGUUAUGUUUCUGUGAAACUGCUAGGCUACUGCUGCAGUUUCAGGAGAUUCUGUUCAGAGGUCCUAGGUCAAGAGUUACAUUUGUAAUUUAACCGAUGGAAACGUAACAACUUUUAAAAAUGACACUUGAUACAAUCCUUCAUAUGUGCCAAGAACAUUUACGUCUUGGAAAAAUCGAUAAAUGUGCGAAUGAACUUGAUAAAUUAGCAAAUAUGAAAUUGAUUUCGCUUGAUGCCUGGAUUGUUGAAAAUAACAAGAUGGUUACAAUGUUUCUGCUGGAUGCUGGAAAGAAUUGUGGUAUUCUUGAAGACAGAUUUAUUAAAUCUACAGGAAAGUGCUUCAUAUCCUUACUCAACAAAGUUAGAAGUCUUCCAGUUGGUAGUAGAAGUGUGUCGUUAGAGAUUACAGUCCUUGGUAACUACUUGCUUCUCCAGUCUCUCAGGUGUGCAGAACAUCACACAGGGGAAGUUGACAACUGUGUAAACCAUAUACGCCGGACACUACUGAGAGUGAUAAGACAUUUUGGAUUUGAUGAAGAUGGUAGUUCAACAUUGAAGGACGAUAAUCAAUGCUUGUUUGACAUCAUAUUCAAGAAGUGCAGUAAACUGGAAUCGUCAGUGCAUGUGACUGACAUUGUGUCAUUAUGUUGUAACUUGUCCAUCCUGAUGAGAGUGACUGGCAACAUCUCCAAGGCCUUGUCAUGUCUUUCAUCUUGUUCAUUGCAUCUUCUGGACUCCACACAGAUUGACCAGACUAGUGGGUUGUUCGAAAUCCCAUUCAGUGUGGUGUUGACGUCAAGGACAUCUUGUGAUACUGACUUAGUUACAUUCUUUGGCUGAUAAAGUGCACCUCCUGCAGGGAAUGUUCAUGUUCUGUAAACCUGACAAGCGACAACAAAGCAAACUUGUCCUGCAGAAAGUGACAGCAACACACUGGCACCCCUUCACCAAGUAUAUGCUGGCAUGCUUGGAGUAUGAAAAUGACCAGUAUAUUGAUGCAAUGUUGCUGCUAGGAAAAGCUGCAAAGACAGUGGUUGACAAUUUGAAACUAAAGGCUCUUCAUUCCAGCCUAUUAGGAGAUUGCUUCUCCAAGCUGGGUAAACACCAUUGUGCCAUAGAGAAGUAUAAGGAAGCUCUCAGCCUGGACUUUAGUUGCCUCUGGCCCCUGUACUCUCUGUCCCUGGAAUACCAGAGUCUUGGUUUACAUGAUGCUGAGCUGGAGUCCCUCAAUCUCCUCAUUACUGCUUUAGAAAAUGCGGAGCAGGAAGAGAGACCGUCAUUGCUGUAUCAAUGUAUAUGUCCCAGUCGUCAACAAAUUACACUGAUCCAGACUCAGUAUCUACUGGCUGAACGCUGUCUACGGCUCCAGAAAUACGAUGCUGCCUAUCAGAGAUACCUUGAUGUGUUGCAUAGCUUGCACAAUAUUGAAAAUUUUAAGGCAGGAGGAAGCAGUGAGGUGAGACUUCCCCCAGUACUACAGAUAUAUCAGGAAGCUGAGUACUCAUUACUCCGGGCCAAGCUAUACUCUGACUGUGUAACUGUUUGUGAGCGGGUACUGUCAUGUGAUGCUCAAUCUCAAGGUCUCUCGGGUUACCAUAGUGACCAAUCACAAGACCAGUCAGUGUUAAGUUCACAGACUUGUAGUCACAGCAGCCAGUCACUAAAUACAUCAGUUGUUUCUGGGUCACAACAUAGGAAGAGGUUGAGGUCUGGUAGUGGAGAGUUGUCUGCCCCUGUCGGUAAAGAAGACAGAAGAAGUUUGUUGUAUAAAGCAGAUGCCCUGGUACAUAUGGGACAGUUAGAGAGUGCUGCCACCUGUCUGGAAAGGUCAUUAGAGCCAUUGUCAUCAUUUAACAUAGACAGUAAUACUCAGUCAUCCCAGGAAGUUGUGUCAGAACCUCACAGCAAACGCAAAAGACUUGACUCAGAUGGCUCUGCAGUAUUUGUCCACUCCCUGCCACAAAGUGGAACUAGUCCGUUGUUGUCAAUCGAACAAACAGCAGCUGAGGUUUACAACCAUUUAGCGGUGGGAGAGUCACAGGCUCAAAAUUAUAAAGACGCAUUACGUUUCAUCAGAAUCAGCCUUCAACUUCAUCCCGACAAUGCCACUGUUAUGUACAACCUGGCCAUUGUGUUGCGGUCACUACAGCGACAGCGGGAUGGCGCGAUCAGCUGGACCAAGUACAGGCGACUAGAUGCUGGGUCAGACAGCUUCCAGCAGGCAAAUAUCCUCAGACAGAAAAAACAACAGCUCAGGUCCCUGGAUACUGAAGUGGACAUAGAGACCGACUUGGGGUCACUGGUGUGGGACAGUGUGAGUGACCAUCAGAUGUUAAGGCUGGACAUUGAGUGCCUGGAGACACUCAUUAGGACCAGAUAAUACAUGUGUACUACAGAGCUGGACAGCUGACAGAGAGGGAUCUCUGAUAUAACACACCUGGCAAUUUACCUGUUCAAUCAUUUCAAUACUUUCUACAACUAUGGUAUUGCUAGGACCACCUGGGGAUCUGAGGGUCCACCUGUUCCCAGGAAUUCAGUAUCUGGCCUUGUCUGUGAUUUGUAGACAUCAUUGUGACCAUGGACCACAGAUUACCUGGAACAGUUUAAAUUUGUAGAGGUCUUGUUAUAACUACUUAGCUAAUAGUACAUCUUGAAGAUGUACACUAAGUGUAUCAAAAUGAAUUUCAUUGUUUCCAGAUACAUAUGUGUAUUUCUUUAUGAUAAUAUGAUACUGCUGCUGAAUGCUUCAAAAUUACAGACAAAUUGUAGUCUUUAUACCUAUGGCUCACUGUUGACAUUCAUAUUUUGUGUGAUAUUAAUUUCCUUUAUAUGUCCUUACAGGAAGUCAUUUCAAAAUCUUAUAGUUCAUCAAAUGGCCCAAAACAUUCUUUGUAUUACCUUUUUGAUCUGCAAAUAAGUUCCUGCCCACAAAUAAGCCCCCCUCCCCUUUUCCUUUUUGCAGAAUUAUCAAAUUAAAACAGUAAGCUAAACCUGGUUCACAGGUAAGCCCUUCCCAAAUUUAAUACUAAUGUUUUAGACUGAGGUAUAAACGCAAUAACAAGAAAAUAACUAUGGGGUUGAUAUAGUGUGACUGUUUAAAUGUUAUACAAAUUUUAAGUUGUAUUCUGACUGUAGUCAGAUAUAACUACAACACAACUGUAAUCUACUUUUUAACUCAAAUUCUGAUGCAAUAUUUGAUUUGAAGGUAUUUUUGUACUGUUACUAGCAAGCCUAUCAAGUUUAUUGAUACAUCUGGACUUUUUCACAUGCUGUGAUGCUAUUUUCACUGCACGUCUGUGUAGGUGUCUGUUGUUUUAUCUGUUACAGUAUUAUCACGAUUUCCCGAAGUGUCGUUAGAUUAUCAAGACAUGUAAUAUUUUGCACAAUUCAUUAUUCAUGAUUUUCUUUUUUGUUAAACUGUAAUAAAAACAUUAAAUUCUGACA
Molecule: messenger RNA, 3547 nt
Organism: Pecten maximus
Lineage: Eukaryota; Metazoa; Mollusca; Bivalvia; Pectinida; Pectinidae
Exons: 14
Coding region: 966-2483 (505 amino acids)
Biological process (GO): interstrand cross-link repair
Cellular component (GO): Fanconi anaemia nuclear complex
Molecular function (GO): protein binding
Source: RefSeq, a predicted model, not a curated record